Thunnus maccoyii (southern bluefin tuna) is the source of this 644-nucleotide messenger RNA. Its product is annotated as type-4 ice-structuring protein LS-12-like. The record is from RefSeq and is a predicted model, not a curated record. The transcript is spliced from 4 exons. NCBI's taxonomy places the organism in Eukaryota, Metazoa, Chordata, Actinopteri, Scombriformes, Scombridae. Bases 63 to 449 code for a protein of 128 amino acids.
ACAGGUAGGCACCAUCCGGUCCAAAUUCUCCUGCGGUACAGGUCCUCUCCCAGUCAGCAGCCAUGAAGUUCACCCUCAUCGCCACCCUUGUCGUGCUCGCUCUGGCACAAGGAAGCUUUGCCCAAGACAUGCCCGAUCUUGAGAAACUCGGUCAGUACUUCGAGGAGAUGAAGACCAAAAUGACCAUGGAGCUGACUGAGAUGAUCCGCACCCAAGACCUGACCAGCCAGGCUCAGACCUUCCUGGAGGACAAGAAAACCCAGCUGGAGCCCCUGACCGCUCAGAUCCAGGAUCAGCUGAGGUCCGUCGCCACCACCGUCGAGGAGCAGAUCAAGCCCCUGGCUGCCAGCGUGCAGGCCCAGGUCCAGCCCAUGGUUCAGGACUUCCAGAGGCAGAUGGAGGCCAUCCUCCUGCGUCUGACCGAGCAGGCCAAGGCCAUCGGCCAGUAAAACCGUUCGUCCUUCCGAACGAUGCAAAAUGUUUCCAUCACCAUCAUCUCCGUAAUGGAGUUAACGGACUUUGCAUCUGACGGCUGGCCUGAAGGUGCAGGCAGAAGUACAACAGCCUAAGAUGUGUUUCAGUGCUGGUUAACAUGGAUAUUUAUUAUCUCUGCACCAAAGCACAAAUAAAAACUUGAAACACAA